This is a messenger RNA of Carica papaya (papaya), 799 nucleotides long. Its product is annotated as small nuclear ribonucleoprotein SmD1a-like. Gene Ontology annotation, biological process: RNA processing; spliceosomal snRNP assembly. The record is from RefSeq and is a predicted model, not a curated record. NCBI's taxonomy places the organism in Eukaryota, Viridiplantae, Streptophyta, Magnoliopsida, Brassicales, Caricaceae. Gene Ontology annotation, molecular function: RNA binding.
GUUCUGACUGAUUUUCUCCUAAAACCCUCCCCUUUGCAAACCAACGAAUAUGAAGCUCGUAAGGUUUUUGAUGAAAUUGAACAAUGAAACUGUGUCUAUCGAGCUCAAGAACGGAACAGUAGUUCAUGGCACGAUCACAGGGGUGGAUAUCAGCAUGAAUACACACUUGAAGACUGUGAAGCUGACACUAAAGGGAAAAAAUCCAGUUACUCUUGACCAUCUAAGUGUAAGGGGUACCAACAUCCGCUAUUAUAUUCUCCCUGACAGCUUGAACCUGGAAACAUUACUUGUAGAGGAGACACCAAGGGUCAAGCCCAAGAAGCCAACUGCUGGGAGGCCUGUGGGACGAGGUCGCGGACGGGGUCGCGGACGGGGACGUGGCCGAGGUCGAUAACUACUGUCAUCUCGUAUAUUUGUACCAUUUUUCACAGCAUCAGCUAGCGUACAGGUGCAUUACACUGGGGGAACUUUGGAGGGGUCACAUGGUCUGAAAGCUAGGAGUAGAAGUUGAUCUCCUUUGUCUAUGAUGAGUUGCUUGUUUAUUAGAAUGUAGGGAGGUAUUGUUGCUUGAAAUCUUUUAAAGAAAAUGCUUAUUAACUAAACAGGAAGAUGAUAUAUUAGAAGAUGCUGCGCUGAAAUUGGAAGUUCAGAAUAAGUAGGGCUUCCUUCAACUUGCUAUGUUAUUUGGGAAUUGUAGACAGGCAUAGGAUUCUAUUAACAUUUUGAUGCGUGACUUGCAGCUAUUGAUUUGGUUUUGAAUGUUUGAUUGUGGGAUAAAUGCAUUUAUUAUUAGGAAAAA